Molecule: messenger RNA, 3096 nt
Organism: Bacillus rossius redtenbacheri
Lineage: Eukaryota; Metazoa; Arthropoda; Insecta; Phasmatodea; Bacillidae
Gene: NitFhit
Product: deaminated glutathione amidase
Exons: 8
Coding region: 400-1830 (476 amino acids)
Molecular function (GO): hydrolase activity, acting on carbon-nitrogen (but not peptide) bonds, in linear amides
Source: RefSeq, a predicted model, not a curated record
UAAAAUAAAAAUAACGUUUCGACUAAAACAGAAAUAUUUUGAAAGAAAGUAGGAUAUUCUUUUAUUCAAAUUUGAAUUUCAAAUGUGGUUUUCAUUUUGUAGUUAAAAUAGACAUUCUAGUUUUUAGCAUUGUGUCAAGAUUAUAAAUUGUUAAAAGAGUAUUCGCUUGCAUAAAUUCGGAAAUAUGAUUUUAAGUAGUUGAUAAAGUUAAAAAAUAUAUAUAUAUUAAAUGCCCUGUAAAAUUGUGAAAUCAAAAGUGGCUAUUAAUUUGUACAUUACACACCUGUAGUAGUUGUAAGAUAGGCGGGUCAGGGUUGUUGAUUGUUAAGAUUUCUGGCCUUCCAUUCAGAGGGCUUGAUUUCGAUCCCCAGCGGUGUAAACAAAAAAUUUUUUACUCAGAUGUUGGUGAGGAGGGUGCUGGCCACACUGUCAAAGCAGCCCCACAAGCCGUACAUCAACUCGUGUGAGGUUCUCUCACAUGUUCGAGCCAUGGCGUCAGCGGGAGGCACAAAGAAAGUCAUCGCAGUUGCGCAGAUGACCAGCACCAACAACAAAGCCGAGAACUUUGCAGUUUGCAAAACGCUCGUCGAGACAGCCAAGAGUCGGAAUGCCGUGAUGCUGUUCCUCCCGGAAGCAUGCGACUACGUGGGGGAGAGCAUCCCAGAGAUGCUGUCGAUGGCGGAGACGCUGGACGGUCCGCUGGUGCGGCAGUUCUGCGACCUGGCGCGGCAGACCGGCAUGUGGCUCUCUCUCGGAGGGAUCCACAGGAAGAUGCCCAACGACAAAUUGGCCAACUGCCACGUGCUGAUAGACGACGAGGGACGCGUGGCCGCCACGUACCACAAGGUGCACCUGUUCGACGCGGAGGUCCCAGAGAGGGGCAUCAGGCUGAAGGAGUCGAGCUACGUUGAGCCUGGGCGGGAGGUGGUUCCCCCGGUGAGGACGCCGGCAGGGGACGUGGGGCUCAUGAUCUGCUACGACAUGAGGUUCCCGGAGGUGAGCACCGCGCUGAGGAUGAUGGGGGCCGACAUCCUCACCUUCCCCUCGGCCUUCACCUUCGCCACAGGCUCCGCGCACUGGGAGGUGCUCCUGCGCGCCCGCGCCAUCGAGAACCAGUGCUACGUGGUGGCGGCCGCGCAGACGGGAGCCCACAGCAAGAAGAGGUCCUCCUGGGGGCACGCCAUGAUAGUCGACCCGUGGGGCAUCGUGGUGGCCCAGUGCUCGGAGGGGACAGGCGUGGCCACGGCGGAGCUGGACCCCUCGCUGCUGGCCGGCGUCCGUGCGGGCAUGCCCGUGCUCCAGCACCGCAGGCACGACCUCUACCCCCGGCUGGCCACCUCCGCGCCCCCGCCCACCGCCCUGGGUGAGGAGGAGGAGGGGGCGUCAUCGUACCGCUUUGGCCAGGUGUCCGUCCCGGCCGGGGCCGUCUUUUACCGCACCCCGCUCAGCAUCGCCUUCACCAACAAGAAGUGUGCCGUGCAUGGCCACGUGCUGGUGGCGCCCCUGAGGUGCGUGCCCCACAUGAAGCAGCUGGCGGCGGAGGAGGUGGCGGACCUGUUCCGCGCCGCCCAGAGGGUGGGGCAGGUGCUGGAGCGGGUCCACGGCACCUCGGACUUCUCCUUCGUGGUCCAGGACGGCCGCGACGCCGGCCAGACCAUCCAGCAUGUCCACGUGCACGUCCUGCCGCGGCGGCCGGGGGACUUCCCCGUCAACGACGACGUCUACCGGGAGCUGGAGAGGUCCGUCAGGGGAGAGGACGACGACCGCGGGACCUGGCGCUCCGAGGAGGAGAUGGUCGCCGAGGCGUCGCAGCUGCGGGAGCACUUUUGAGGAGUGGGAGGGGCUGCAGUGGCAGGUCCAAGGGGCGGAGGGCCAAUGGGACGGAAGCAGCUUCCUUCUGAUCGCGUCUCACGGUGGAUGAAAUGACACCAGCGGGGAAAAAUUAGUUUCUGGAUCCAAGAAGUAGUGAUGGGCUAACCGAUGCAAAAAAAAAAAUGUUGAUGCGUCAAUUUGUGAAGUUAAUUAAUUUUUUUUAUCCUUUCCCUCAUUCGCAUGGUAAUUGUCUCGCAUGCUGCCAAAUUAUGAAUCGAUAGAAAGGAUAACUUGCAAGUACUUUGAAGGUCGAAAGCCAUCGUAAUUAUUACAGAUGACCCAAUUGUGCUAAAAGAUUGAACCUAACACCUGAGCAGCGUUUUCAUGGGAUUUUUUAGUUACGAAAGACUGCACACAGUAUUGUAAGUAGGAUAGGUACAUGCAGGAAGUCUUUAUCGUUAAUAUGUUCCAACAUGAAAUGAUGGGGUCAAUGCUAAAGGUUUCAUAGACAAGUGAAGACUGUUGCUAAAGUGUUCCAGCAACAUUAUGAGCUUGUGUGUCCAGCCAGGCAGUCCUCUUAAACCACUUAUGUCUAUUAUACGUUGUUGAAGUGGACAUCAGUUCCACCAGUGCUGCUUUGCAACUGGAGACAAACAAAAAUUUUAAGAGGUCUUGUCGUAGUUUGGCGGUUUAGAUAAAAUAUUUGUGAAUCACAUGUUAUUUGUUCACAAGAUAAUACGGUGUAUUUUCGUGUAUGGAUAACACCUUUGUAGCUUCAGGGAAACAUGAAUUCUUCAGUUCUACACCUCUUAAAAUACAACCAGUUGAAACUGUAUGUGUCUGGUAUUUGGCCAUAUGCAAUUUUUAAUAUUUUGUUAAGUUUCAGAAUGGUAUUUGGCCUGUAAACAUGAAUUACUGAACAUUGUCGUUAUUUACAGUGGUUUAAAGAAUUUUUUAGUUGAAUAGUACUUCUGAGCCUUUACUCACUGCCAUUUUACUUGGGUUAUCAUAGCAACAACAUUUAAACAGCAUAGAAACAAAUAGUUUGCCUCCAAUAUGGCUGAGCACAUGUGUAAAUAUACAUCUGUAAAUACAUAAGGGAGAGAUGUGUGAUGAUGAAAAAAAAUUCUUGUUGGCAGCUUUUCAGAGAAAAUACAUUGUACCAAUGUUAAUGCAGUUGAACUGAAGUGUAAAAUAAAGGCUUGGGUAAAUAUGUUAAUAAUGUAAUUUUUUAUCUCUUAAGUAAUACAUAUAUUUUGAGUUAUAAAUAAAUAUUUGUAUAAU